Messenger RNA from Armigeres subalbatus, 1363 nucleotides. Its product is annotated as MORN repeat-containing protein 3-like. The record is from RefSeq and is a predicted model, not a curated record. The coding region runs from base 89 to 742 and encodes 217 amino acids. The transcript has 3 exons. Lineage: Eukaryota; Metazoa; Arthropoda; Insecta; Diptera; Culicidae.
ACAUCAUCGAAGCAACCAAGAAACCUGUAAGGGCCCCGAUUGACAGUGAUUGACACCCCGGGACCCACAUUUGACUCACCGCGGUGACAUGUCUUCUGCGCCAGGGCUUUGCUCGUUUUUCACACGCUCCAGCCAUUAUCGAGGGCAGGUUGACGCGUCGAAUCGCAAAUCCGGUCUCGGUAAGCAAUCUCAGUCGAACGGUUUGCUGUACGAGGGCCAAUGGCGGUGCGGUUUAAGACACGGGUACGGGGUGCUCUAUCGAAAGCUGAAGGAUACGGAGCUGUAUGCCAAAAUUUAUGCCGGGGACUGGGAGGGUGGAAAAAAGCACGGUCUCGGAGUGAAAUAUUACGAGCAUGGCAAGUAUCUGGGCUACUGGCAUCAGGACAACCGCAGCGGAUAUGGAUUUAUGUGGUUCGACACCGGAGACUUCUACAUGGGAGAAUGGUCGGGCGAUCGCUUUGACGGUUUAGGGGUCUUUCUCGAAAUUGGAGGGAAUCGAUAUUGCGGUCAGUUCCGCAGCGGAAUGAAACACGGAGAAGGCGUCUUCAUUCACUCGAAAACGGGACAGAUUCAAAGAGGUUUCUGGAUCGACGGCGUUUUUAAAACCGGCGAAAUUGAAGACUGGAACAGAAAUCAAGUCAUUCAACCAACAUUCUACCCCAUUCCGGAGAUCAAACUUGCAAAUUUCCCCGAAGUUUACCGAAAUUGGAUGGAAGAAUAUUCAAAAUCUUUCGCAGUUUGAAGCUCCUAGGCAGAGGAAUAGCUUUCAAGUAUAUUUAUGAAUAAAUUUCCCCAAAGCAAACAGACAACAGAACGCAAAUCCAAUUGAGAGGGUUCUUUCGGCACGUCCUUCCCGAAAGUGUGUGUCUGUAUCAGUUUGGGUGCGCGUGUUUCUCGCUUCAGUAGAUAAAUAUUGCGAGGGUGGAUUGUCAACAUUUAUCUGUGGUAUAACUUGCUUCCUGCUCUGGCACAUCGCCGACGAUAAACCGCACCGGGGAGGAAGUCCCAAGAUUGUUCUUUCGCUGGGACGUGGUCAAACGUUCCUUCAAGAUUUAUGGUUUGUGUAAUCACCCCGAACGUGCGGUUGCUUGGGGGUAUUCGUGUGCCAGCACUAUGGUUGAGCCACAGUUGCGAAUUUUGAGCCGGUAAACGUGAUGGAAGAUACAGGAAGGUAUGCCAGGGAAGUCACAUUCUAAUAUGCUCUACGUGUUUGUACUGCCCUGUACGGAUGAAUUUAUUGUCUUGCAUAUGUUUGACGUGCGACUCGAAUAAAAUAAACGUGGGAGCUAAAUAGCAAUAUUAGAAAUAAUGAAAAGGACAUGACAUUUGAUGAGGCUAUCAUGGCAGGAAGUUAUUUGCAAAA